AUGCGUUCAUCUCUCCUGCUCGGCCUUACAGUGGUGGUGCUGCUGGGCAUCACCGUGCCUCCAUGUAAAGCAGGCUUCGCAAUCACCCAGCUUAUGCCAAAGAUAGUCAACGCCAUACUUUUUACGAUUGGGCAAUUCGGCACAAGUUUCUCUUUUCUGGGCCACUCAUGUCAGGUGGAAACAGAGAAACAACCAGACGGCUUCUUCACCACACAGAUGACAUGUACUCCCUGGAUUACUGAAAUUGGAGAAGGCAGAAACCUGGAUGAUCUCGAGGCCCUUAGAACAUCUAUCCAAACUUUUAUCGUGAAUGCAUAUGAUGACAAGUUGUUCACCAUAGAAGAAAUCGAAGAGUGGCUUGCUUCUUAG
Scylla paramamosain (green mud crab) is the source of this 369-nucleotide messenger RNA. Its product is annotated as antimicrobial protein 1-like. NCBI's taxonomy places the organism in Eukaryota, Metazoa, Arthropoda, Malacostraca, Decapoda, Portunidae. The transcript has 3 exons. The record is from RefSeq and is a predicted model, not a curated record. Bases 1 to 369 code for a protein of 122 amino acids.